GCGGAGGGGGCGGGUCGCGUCAGGCGCCACGUCCGCAGCCGGAGGCCGCCGCCGCCGCCGCCCGGGACCCAGCCUUGCGCCAGCUCCCGAGCCCCGAGGAGGAGGAGGAGAAGCAUCCGGAUUGCAGCCGCCCCGGACGGACCGCGUCACGGCCCCUGCUGCCCCGGCCGCCGCUGCAGUCGUCGGUGCCGCCGCCGCCGCCGCUCCCUCCCUUCCUCCCUCCCUCCCUCCGCCCGGCCGCACCUCUGGCCCCGACCCCGCGGUGAUCAUGAAUCAGGCAGAUAAAAAUCAAGAAAUUCCAUCUUAUCUUAGUGAUGAACCACCAGAAGGGUCGAUGAAAGAUCACCCACAGCAGCAGCCAGGCAUGUUGUCUCGUGUGACUGGAGGUAUCUUCAGUGUUACAAAGGGAGCUGUUGGCGCCACCAUUGGUGGUGUGGCUUGGAUUGGUGGAAAGAGUCUGGAGGUGACCAAAACAGCUGUUACAACUGUGCCUUCCAUGGGAAUAGGGUUGGUGAAAGGAGGCGUGUCUGCUGUGGCUGGAGGUGUGACAGCUGUUGGUUCUGCUGUUGUAAACAAAGUGCCCUUAUCAGGAAAGAAGAAGGACAAGUCUGACUAAGAUGAGGUACACUUGCACACUUGCACACUUGCUCUCCACAGCAUAUGAUGCCAGUGGCAUUGAACUGCUCAAGUACAGACUACAGCCAAGUCAACCGCUCAACUGCUGUGUUGAAAGUAUCGAUGACUGGCUUCAUCUAAAACAAGAAGAGACCAAUACCAUUCCAGUGUAUGGAGGCUUCUCAUACUUAAGUUCAGCUCUCUAUCUGGUAAAAUGUUACACUUACUCAGUUGUAACUGAAGAUAUGGUAUGUUUAAAUAUUUGCUCUCAGUCUUUCAGUUUGACUAAAAAUGUGAAAGUUCAACUUAGUAGAUGACUUUACAGUUCCAUGUGUACAGUGUGCCAGGUAACUCAUAUGACCCUUACAAAGGGACUCUUGAACUACAUAAACUGUACCUUUGAUGUGCCUAAUAGUUUCAGAUGUCUUAGUUUUUUAUAACUAUAGUGGUUUAGGCCAAGAGGCAUUCUUAUUUAAGCUGGCAGAAAAGUAGCAGGAAUUCAAAAGUUUAGAAGAUAAAAGGUUUUAUGAUAGUGUUAAUUGUUUUUUGUUAGAUAAACAUUUUAUUUGUUUAAUCAUUGAUGCCUUACAAAAGAAAACAUCUUUUCUAAUACCUUAAAUAUGUGCAGUUCAUAUAAUUAUCAGUGAAUUCUUUUAAAGGUUGUAAAACUAGUUUUCCCUCUUAAGAAUCUCAGGAGUAUUGAAUUGAGGUAAAGGCGUUUCCUGGUGUCAGUGGGUAAGAUAGUGCUAGUUAGCUGUUGUCAGUAGUUAACAUCGAACAUAUGCUUUAGUUGGGUUCAUGGUCCCAUCAUUAAUACACCCCACAGUGCCUAUGGAACAUUUCUUAGCUGAUCAAAAGCUGUGUGGGAAGAGUUUUAUAUUAAGGAACAAGUAUUAAUUUUUAAGUUCUUAUAAUUAUCUGAAGCAUCUAAGAUAAUCCUUCAUGCAUAUUCUGUCUUUAGGAUGUCUUAAAUUAUUAGUAGCAAUUUCUUUAAAAAUAUAAUAAAAGCAACCACAAAUACAUGAGGAUUGACUCUUUAAAUGAAUGAGAUGGGCUCCAUACAUUGGCUUUGAAUAAAAAAAAUACAUAAGUGCUUUCAGUGACUUAUAUAGAGUUUUUUUUGUUUGUUUUUGAGAUGGGAUCUUCUGUAGCCUAGACUGGUCUUGAACUGGCUAUGUAGCUGAGGAAAACCUUGAGCUAUUCUUGCCUUCACUUCCCAAGUGCUGGGACUACAGGCAUGUAUGAAACACCAUGCUUGGUUUAUGUGAUGUUGGGGAUGGAACCCAGGGCUUACAUGCAUGUUAGACCAGUAUUGUACCAACUGAGCUGCAUCUGCAGCAAAAUUUAUUCAUGCUUUUAAGAUAUGUUCUCUUAUAACCCUUCAAAGCAGAUGCAGACAUACCAUUUUUCAAGCCAGUUUCAGAUAGGGAGUUGACGUUUUUUUGAUAUGCAUGGUAAAUGUGUCUUAAUGUGUCAUCAUAGCUCAUUUAUUCUCAUAGAACGUACCUCAAAAGUUCAUUUCUUUUUCUUUUAGUGUUCAGUUUCAUGAAAAUUUAAUAACUGACAUUAUGUUUGGCAUUUAUCUUAUAAUCUAAGUCUGAAAAAAAUCUUAAUUUUCUUUAUACCUAAAACUAGAACUCUGUCUCCAUUCUGCCCUUUCUAACUCCCUGGAGAGAGGACGGGAGUGGUGCCUUGACACAAAGAAGUCAAGACCCUCAGAACGUCCCUGAGAACGUCGCCCUAACAUGCAGGUUUUAAAUGUUUGUGACUCUUAAGACUAUUCUAUAGUAAUGUGGAUCAACAACUGGAUAAAAAUAGAAAUUUUAAAAGCAUUCAUAAAUAACAGCAGGACUUGCAAGCAAAUCUAUAAAUGUUCUGGAACCUUUAUGCUUACACAAAAUUUAAAAUCACUGAGGAGUGAAAUUUAGAAGGAAUUAAAUGGCCAUUUAGUUCAUGCAAUAUAAUUGAGACAUUGUUGGUACAUCUGGUGGAAUAUCUUAACAAAUGGUAUUUUUUUAAAUUCCAAAAUUAAUAGACCCAUUCUCAAUGAUCUAAAUAAUGGUAUUGGAGAACUUGAUUCCUGCUAUUUAGAAAUUAUUGAUUCAUUGCUGGUUUGUAUUUCUAACUUAAAGGCUCUGCUGUGCUUUGUACUUGAAUUCGUCUAAGUGUAGACUUAGUUUAUAUAUGCUUGCAUAUUUAUUUUCAACUUUGCUUGUCUUUAAAAUCACUUGAGGAAAUGGCUAUAGUUAAUUUCUGCUACAGAAAAGCCACCUGGUAAAUUUUCUCAAUUGUCUUAAAUGCUAAAGUACAAUUCUACAAUAGCAGAGAACUAACUGUACAGGCGUCCAGUUAGCUGUGUUCUAACGGAAAUAAACUUGCCAUUUGAUGAUGUGUACAGCUGUA
Peromyscus leucopus (white-footed mouse) is the source of this 3018-nucleotide messenger RNA. RefSeq names its product transmembrane protein 263 (gene Tmem263). The coding region runs from base 269 to 616 and encodes 115 amino acids. The record is from RefSeq and is a predicted model, not a curated record. The transcript has 3 exons. Lineage: Eukaryota; Metazoa; Chordata; Mammalia; Rodentia; Cricetidae.